Camelina sativa (false flax) is the source of this 604-nucleotide messenger RNA. RefSeq lists its product as uncharacterized. NCBI's taxonomy places the organism in Eukaryota, Viridiplantae, Streptophyta, Magnoliopsida, Brassicales, Brassicaceae. The record is from RefSeq and is a predicted model, not a curated record.
CAAAACCUGAUUCACAAGUAAACACCCUCCAAAUAAAAAGAGAAUCAACAGUGACUUCAUGAAUCAACUCUCCGACCCACCUUCUCCACAUUCCCUCCAAUCUCUCUCCUAUGACUAUAAAAGGCACCCUCUUAUAUCUCCACGAUAUCGUACUCGUUCAAGCAAGCAUAAUCAUCAUCAUCAUCAUCAAGACUCAAGAGAGAGAGAAAAUGUCGGACUGGGGACCGGUGCUAGUGACGGUGAUACUCUUCGUGAUGCUCACGCCAGGGCUUCUGUUUCAGUUGCCUGGACGGCAAAGAUACGUUGAGUUCGGUAAUUUUCAGACAAGCGCUGUAUCAGUUAUCGUCCAUUCUCUUCUCUACUUCUCCCUUGUCUGCGUCUUCCUUCUCGCACUCAAGAUUCACAUCUACAUCGGCUAGUUUCAACUCCGUUGCUAAUGUUAUCUUUUCCAAGUUUUCUCUUCAACUUUUUUAACCUUAACUAUCAUUUAUAUCCAAUAUUUUAAUCUCCAAAUUAAUGUACCUUUUGUUUGGACUAUCAUUUAUAUGGUCCAUUAACACUUUCUAUCGGACCCAUUUGUUUUAAUUUAUGUGUUUACCUUUUC